This is a messenger RNA of Salvia hispanica, 1870 nucleotides long. Its product is annotated as DUF21 domain-containing protein At4g14240-like. Gene Ontology annotation, biological process: intracellular manganese ion homeostasis; magnesium ion homeostasis. Gene Ontology annotation, cellular component: cytoplasm. The record is from RefSeq and is a predicted model, not a curated record. NCBI's taxonomy places the organism in Eukaryota, Viridiplantae, Streptophyta, Magnoliopsida, Lamiales, Lamiaceae.
GUGACUGAUUCAUUUUUUAAGCGGUUUUGUUUGCAAUUUGUGAAGGAACGUAUGGCGCUGUUUGAAUAAAAAACAACUCUGAAUUUCUUAAUCUGUCGCUCUCAACUUUUUUGUUUUCAAUUUCUAGAGUCGUAGAAAAACAGGGAGUUAAAAACGAAGUAGCUUUCCUUUUCCAAUUUUUUUUUCUGCUGUUGCGGCGGAGGUGAUGGAUUGGUCGGUUAAUACGGCGGCGAUGGUUUCGCCCUUCGCCGAUUCCAACGACAUCGAAUUUGGGAAUCCGUGGUGGUUUGUCUUCGCCGGCGUCUCCUGCUUCCUCGUUCUCUUCGCCGGAAUCAUGUCCGGUUUGACUCUCGGAUUGAUGUCUCUCGGAAUCGUUGAGCUCGAGAUACUGCAGCGGAGCGGCACUUCCACGGAGAAGAAACAAGCUGCUGUUAUUUUUCCGGUGGUUCAGAAGCAGCACCAACUUCUUGUAACCCUACUACUGUGCAAUGCUGCUGCGAUGGAGGCUCUCCCACUAUAUCUGGACAAGCUGUUUCAUCCUGUUGUUGCUGUCAUUCUGUCGGUGACGUUUGUUCUGGCUUUUGGUGAGAUAAUCCCUCAAGCAGCAUGCUCCAGAUAUGGGUUGGCUGUGGGUGCCAAUUGUGUGUGGCUUGUGCGCAUUUUGAUGAUUAUUUGCUACCCGAUUGCUUACCCUAUUGGAAAGAUCCUCGAUUUUGUCUUGGGCCAUCAAGAUGCUUUAUUUAGGCGACCUCAACUAAAGGCUCUUGUAUCUAUCCAUAGCCAGGAGGCAGGCAGAGGUGGUGAACUUACUCAUGAUGAAGCAACAAUUAUUAAUGGAGCACUAGAUUUGACAGAAAAGACAGCUGAGGAGGCAAUGACACCCAUUGAAUCAACAUUUUCUCUUGAUGCGAACACCAAACUGAACUGGGAAACUAUUGGAAAAAUCCUUGCACGGGGUCAUAGUCGCAUUCCUGUGUACUUAGGGAACCCAAAGAACAUUAUCGGACUUCUGCUGGUAAAGAAUCUCCUCACUGUAAGAGCUGAAGUGGAGACUCCAGUUAGUGCGGUUUCAAUCAGGAGAAUGCCAAGAGUACCAGCAGAUAUGCCCUUGUAUGAUAUUCUUAAUGAGUUUCAAAAGGGUGGCAGCCACAUAGCAGCUGUAGUAAAGGUGAGAGAGAAGGAGAAGAAGCUUAUUUCCUCUAAUGUGAUGGUUGGAGAGAAAAUUUCAACCAAAGGUGAUUCGCAAUUGAAAAUCCCAUUGCUCGACAAGCAUGGUGGAGAAGCAAAUACUGUUGUGGUCAACAUCGAGAAGCCUGAGCAAAAGGGUUUCGUGACAUACAACUCGAAUGCUGUAGAGGAUGUUGAAGAUGGAGAAGUUAUCGGCAUAAUCACCUUGGAAGACGUAUUUGAAGAACUUCUGCAGGAGGAAAUUGUUGAUGAGACAGAUGUUUAUAUAGAUGUGCAUAAAAGAAUACGUGUAGCUGCCGCUGCUGCAGCUUCUUCAGUUGCUCGAGCUCCUUCGACUCGUAGGCUUCAAAAGUCAUCCGCAGUCGGCCCAGGCAAGCAAUGACCGUGUGUGAAGAAGAUGACAUGGUAACGACACAGAUGUGUGAAAAUGAUUCAGUGUGUUUGUAUGUUCUACAGUGGACUGAGUUCUAUGUCUAAACGGACAUUUUUAAAGGAAAACUGAGAUGUUUGUAAAAGUAGCCAAUACUCAUGAGUCGAUAUAGCCUCCUUUUUGUAGAUAGCAACUCUCAAGCCAAUGGUAGUUUCUCUUUAAAAAAGAGUGAUUAGUGUGAAAUAUCAAUGGUAGUUUCUCUUUGAAAAAGAAUGAUUAGUGUGAGUUAUGACAAAGCUGAGUUGUACUUCA